This is a messenger RNA of Oxyura jamaicensis (ruddy duck), 7360 nucleotides long. RefSeq names its product kinase suppressor of ras 1 (gene KSR1). The transcript is spliced from 20 exons. Gene Ontology annotation, cellular component: membrane; cytoplasm; endoplasmic reticulum. Gene Ontology annotation, molecular function: protein kinase activity; ATP binding. Gene Ontology annotation, biological process: protein phosphorylation; Ras protein signal transduction. NCBI's taxonomy places the organism in Eukaryota, Metazoa, Chordata, Aves, Anseriformes, Anatidae. The coding region runs from base 80 to 2764 and encodes 894 amino acids. The record is from RefSeq and is a predicted model, not a curated record.
CGCCCGCCUUCCCUCACAGCCCGCCCGCCGCUCCCCCCGCCGCCGCCGCCUCUCCUCGCCGGCCUCCCGAUGCCGAGGAAUGGAUAGAGCGGCUGCCCUGCGAGCCGCCGGCAUGCUGGAGAGGAAGGAGCGGAGCAGCGGCGAGGCGGCGGCCGGCGGCGGCGGCGCGGGGCCCCGGGCGGGUCCGGGUCCGUGCCCGGCGGCGCGGGGCUUGCCGGCUGUGCGGAGCACGCUGCAGCAGUGCGGGCUGCUCCAGGACCUCAUCGACAUCUCGCUGUCCAACCUGCGCGGGCUCCGCACCAAGUGCGCCGCCUCCAACGACCUCACCCAGCAGGAGAUCCGCACCCUGGAGGUGAAACUGAUCGACUACAUCCACAGACAACGGCAGUGUAAGCUGAGUGUGCCCCUGAACGACAGGACAGCAGAGCUCAACAGCUACCCAAGAUUCAAUGACUGGUUAGACAUUGUCAACGUGAGGAAAGAAGUUGUACAGAGAAUACCGGAGGAACUAACCUUAGAUGCCUUACUCGAAAUGAAUGAGUCAAAGGUGAAAGAAACAAUGAAGAGAUGUGGUGCCAGAGAUGAAGAGUGCUCCAGACUCAAUGGGGCACUGAGCUGCUUAAGGAAGGUGACUGAAUCAGGUGGGGAGUUAAAAGAUGAUGUGCUGAUGAAUCUUCCUGAGGCACGCCGAGAGAACAGCGCUACAAACACGACCGAGUCCCCUGGCUCCUCUGCACCUGCACGGACUCACGCUGCACUGAACCUUCCCAAGGGCAAUAGCCAGCAGGCACGGUCUGUGUCAGUGUCUACAAUCACGUCUUCAGAUUCUGUCUUCUCUAGUCAUGGACCUUCUAUCUAUGCAGAUAACCUCCUGGACCCUUUUGCCUUCCCUGCACACAGUGGAAGGUUAACACCAAGGACUCCUCAUAGCAUCACCAUCACUCCCCCAACCACUCCUCAAGCGAAGAGGAGGCAUAAGUUGAAGCCACCACGGACUCCUCCUCCCCCUUGCCGGAAGGUUUUUCAGCUGCUACCUAACUUUCCAGCCCUCACAAGGAGCAAGUCCCACGAAUCACAGCUGGGAAACAGGAUAGAUGACGUUCCCCCAAUAAAGUUCGAACUCUCCCAAGGAUCCCCUCAAACCGUACAAAGAGAUUUUGGCUUAGCUGUAACGCACAGGUUCUCUACAAAGUCUUGGUUAUCUCAGAUUUGCCAAGUCUGUCAGAAAAGCAUGAUGUUUGGGGUGAAGUGUAAGUACUGCAGAUUAAAAUGUCACAACAAAUGUACUAAAGAGGCACCUGCUUGCAGAAUAUCCUUCCUCCCGAUAACCAAAAUAAGGAGAACAGAGUCUGUCCCUUCUGAUAUCAAUAAUCCAGUAGACAGACCAACAGAACCACAGUUCGGAACUCUUCCCAAAGCACUAACGAAAAAGGAGCAUCCACCAGCAAUAAAUCAUCUGGACUCCAGCAGUAAUCCCUCUUCUACAACCUCUUCCACACCAUCUUCUCCAGCACCUUUCCAGUCUUCCAAUCCUCCUAGUGCAACACCUCCCCCAAACCCAUCUCCCAUGGGCCAGAGGGAUGGAAGAUUUAACUUCCCAGCUGCCUACUACAUUCAGCAUAGACAACAAUUUAUCUUCCCAGAAAUUCCCAGUACUGCACAAGUAGCACAGCCUUCAGAAACAGCUGCAGACACUAAAGCCGAGGAGCAGCCAGACACAGAUGGAGUUGAAUGUGAAGCAGAGGUAGAAGAACCAGAGAGUAAUAAAUCGGAACCCGAAUAUGAUGAAGAUGAGGUGGAAGAUCUGCCAAACAGACGGCCACGCUUGCAAGGGAUGAUUUAUCGCAAACCUAGCCAGACCAGCGUCUACCUGCAAGAAUGGGACAUUCCCUUUGAACAGAUUGAACUAGGGGAUCCUAUCGGCCAAGGGCGAUGGGGGAAGGUUCACAAGGGGAAAUGGCACGGAGAAGUAGCCAUCAGGCUGUUGGAGAUAGAUGGGAACAACCAGGAUCAUCUCAAGCUCUUCAAAAAGGAGGUGAUGAAUUACAGACAGACCCGGCAUGAGAACGUGGUGCUUUUCAUGGGAGCAUGCAUGAACCCUCCUCAUUUAGCAAUCAUUACCAGCUUCUGCAAAGGAAGGACUCUUCAUUCAUUUGUAAGGGACCCCAAGAUAUCCCUGGAUAUUAAUAAAACCAGGCAGAUAGCACAGGAGAUCAUUAAGGGCAUGGGCUACCUUCACGCCAAGGGGAUUGUACAUAAGGAUCUGAAAUCCAAGAAUGUUUUCUAUGACAAUGGAAAAGUUGUGAUCACAGACUUUGGAUUAUUUGGGAUUUCAGGUGUGGUUCAGGAAGGAAGGAGGGAGAAUGAAUUGAAGCUGCCUCAUGACUGGUUGUGCUACCUGGCCCCUGAAAUUGUUCGUGAGAUGGCCCCUGGCAAAGAUGAAGACAAGCUACCCUUUUCCAAAGCUGCAGAUAUCUAUGCUUUUGGGACUGUGUGGUAUGAGCUCCAAGCAAGAGAAUGGCCCUUCAAGAACCAGCCUGCAGAGGCACUCAUCUGGCAGAUUGGAAGUGGUGAAGGCGUGAAACAAGUUCUUGCAACCGUUAGUUUGGGGAAAGAAGUGAAUGAAAUUCUCUCAGCAUGUUGGUCAUUUGAUCUCAGCGAGAGACCCAGCUUCACUGUCCUCAUGGAUAUGCUUGAAAAACUGCCAAAAUUGAAUCGUCGUCUCUCCCAUCCAGGGCAUUUCUGGAAGUCUGCUGAGUUGUAGCUACUGGUGCAAUAAUGGGUUCCACCUUGCAUGCUUCCAUCUGUUGCAUCCUAACCAGCAACUUGGACAAUCACCUUCCAUUUAAAAAAGCGAAAACAACCACGAAAUUAACCCACGGACAUAAUCAACACUUUAUCCGAAUUCUCCUUUUCUGCCUUUUUCUGCUUGGUGUGGGCUGUUAGCUUGAAUAACAACUGUCUGCAAGAAGUCACUGUCUAACAACGGGGCCAUCUCCCACCUCUGAAGCAUUUCCUCGGGCUGUAGCUCCCUCCCGGAGAGGGCCUGGUGAUCUGCUCGCUGACUAACCAGGUGCACGCAGCGGAGGGCCGGGCGUCCUGCCCAGCAGGCUGGGGGUUUGCUGACACGGGCGGGAUGUGCAGGUGCCCCAGGUCUCGUGAGGCAGAAGGGUGCCUUUCCUAGCUGCAGUCUGAGCUUGUGCGUGUCAGCCCUGGUGCAGGGCUGGGGUUUGUGACCAAACAGAGCAGGUGCAUUUUCCAUCGGCACAGCUGACAACUGAACACGUCACUUGUGUCGCAAACCUCCCUGACUCAAGGGCCAGAGUGCGCCGGUCCUCCUGUGGGAUGAGAGCCAGCAUUGCAUUGAACUGAGGGGCAGUUUUUGCAGGGGGUGCAAGGGUAAUUCUUGCAGGAAAAGAAGGCUGCUCCUUGCUCUGCUUGGGGCAGAUUGCAGUUCCCUCGCCUACUUGGGAAUGGGCCCCCGGUGGUGCCCAAAACUGGCCCGCGUGGGUUGGCUGAGAUCAGCUACAGUGCUGUGCAAGAGGAGGAAAGUCCCUCAGUCCCUUCAGUCCAUCUUUGUCCUCCCCUUGCAAAUCCCAUGUUUUGAAUUCUAUGGUUUGCUCACGUUUACGUCCUCCGUUCAGCAAAAUGCCUGACUUCGCAUUAGGAGCUUUGCAGAAUUGUAGGUACAAUUACGUGCCUUUUUGGAAAAGAUCUUUUUUCAUUCCUUAUUAAUCCAUGAUUCUGAAAAAAAAUCUUUUUUUAAGGGGAAAGGAUAGGGACAGAGGAGGGUAAGCACCAAGAACCAGAGAGGUUUUUACUCUCCUCGGCGAGGACAAAUAUAUCCACAUAUUCAUUCUCUUUGAAAGUUGCGUGCUUGCACACAACUGUGAAAAGAAUGUAUUGAGGCUGUCUGCUUUGCUGCCACCUGAGUGCAUACCUCUAAGAAGGCAUUUUGAAGUGAAAAUGUUUACAGCUAUGCUAACAGCUUCAGGGUGAAGGAAGAGACAUCUUUAUUCACUUGCUACAGUCUAUAAAGAGGAGCAAAUGGGUUUUUUGAAGUGAUCGACGUACCUUGUCAAAACACUCCCUUUCCCUUAAAAAAACCAAACAACAAUAAAAAAAGCUAAGUAAUUUUUUCCUUCCCUUUUUAUUUCAAGGAAAGCGAAAGCCUGUUGAACACAGGUGUCAGGCUUCUCCCCACCUUAGGUAUUUAUGAAAGUCUCCUGCUUCUCCUGUUCAGUUGUUUUUCACUAAUGAGGUUAGCAUAAGUAAGUUGACGUUUGCUGCUUAAUUUCUUAAAAUGCUUUGCUGGGUGCUCUGAAGUCGUAUGAGACCAGAACCCAACCCAUUUAAUUUCUUUUUAUGUGACUGUAGCUUUAUGGGGAAAAAACAGCAACGGAACAAAAAUAAACAACUCUUUCCCUUUCCCUUCCCCCUCUUUUCAGCAUUAACAGUAGCAAAGUUGUCCUGCGUUUUGAAAGAUUUGGCUUGGGAAUCCUGGAACCAAGUAAUCAAAAGAUAUAGCACGGUGUUUAAUUGCCUUGUGAUAAUGUUGUCCACCUACUUACACAAAGCAUCAGAAACCUUCACUGAAUCUUCCAAGCUACGAAACCGGUGCAGCCACAGCUGAAAGCCACACGACCAUCAGUUCACAGGCCUGUGUUGUUUGCGAAGUCUGAAUUCCGCCUGAGCACCAGCAGUUAUUUAAGGAAUGUUUACAUGAUACUUUUGUGUGAACUAUAUUUUUAAAACAUAAUAAAAGUGAAUCGAGUUUAACUACAGCCAUUCAAAUAGCACUGAAAAGAAACCAACCUAUUUCUAGUUCCUUCUUGCGUCUGCGGUGUAAAUAAGAGCUAUCUUCUGCCUUCAAAGCAUUUGUUUUCCCUAAGACGGAUGGAACUGGCUUCUUUCAGAACAGCUAUGCAUCUCAUACAAGGUGUUGAAGUUUUAAAUUAGGUUUUCCUUUCACUAAGGCAAAACUGAUCCAUUGCAUUGUGAUUUUGCCAAACUGAUUAUUCAGUUUGUGAUCACUCCGUGAUUUGUUUCAGCAGGGUUGGUCCAAGCUCUGGGUUACCUUGAUUUAAGUUACACAAAUACAAAUCCACUUCUUAUAGGGGAGUUUGUUAUCACGCCUGCCAGGGCAGGCUGCUGACAUGCUGCCAAGACCAGGUUUAGCUCCGUGCACAGAGGGAAGGCAAGCUCCCAGCUGCCAAAUUCCUCUUCCAAAGUUCCAGGCACAGCAAAUUCUAGUCCCCUGAACUAACAGCAUUGUUGGAAACGUAAAGCUGCUCAGCCAGACUAGAUGCUUACUGUCCCAAUCACCACCUCAUUUGCAGAACAAGUGAUGUUUUCCAGAGCUCCAGGGAGAGGCAAGAAAGACGAGUAAAAGCUAUCCAUUUCUCUCCCCUGUGCCCUCCCUAACUGGCUCCUAGAGGUGGUCACAUAGGUUUGCAAGCUGUUGGCUUUAAGGCAUUUAGGACUAAACAGUAGUUUUGGGGAAAACUGAGCACAACAAAAACCUUACAAUCCAACAGCUCAGACUUGUUUCAAAAGUUAAUUUUAAGACAUAAAACACAACACAUGCUCCAGUGCGUACUACGCAGAUUAUAAAGGACACAGAUUAUUACCGCAUUUAAGGUGAGCGAUGCAUUAUCCCACUUAGCACUAGUGCAUUACACACCUCCUCUGUACCAUUCACCAUCAUUACAAGGAUUGGAAAUGAGGAUCGCAGGGAGAAGAGCUCCGAAGUCCUCCAUAAAGCAUGCAAAGUGGCAGGCCCUUAAUUUAGCUACUUUACAGAUGGCUGACUUUUAUAGAAAAUUAAGUGGCAAAAAACUUCUGAGUUCUGUUGAGCAGAGAGCUUCACUCCUGCUAUAUGCGUAACCCAGUUAUAUUCCCUUAGAAAUAUUGUGCUACAGUGACUUUUAAAAUGUCUCAAAAAAGCGGUUUGGUGGUAGCCAGGCAUGGCAUUGUGGUACUUGACUUCCUUCCUCCCUCCCACUUUGUAAACAAAUAACCCCCCUCCAUGUGCCCUGUGCAUCUAACCCACAUCACCUGCUUCUCGUCAAGGUUUGCUCUCUCACAAUAACACUGUCACAGCCUUAAACAGAGGGUGUCUUCCCAGCAAGUGCUGCUUAAGUAGCAACAGCACGAUACCCCCAAAAGUGGGGAGGAAUUCACAUCAUCGCGACGCUGAGAGGCAGACCCCCGGGCUGAAGCCCUCCCUCGGCUGCACCAGCCCCGCUCCCGAACACACAGCCUUUCCUCAGCCUUUCCUCGCCUGUUCAGCAGCAGUAACACUGCUGCAGCCACGUGCAAGCGCAAUGCUGAGCAAGCAAUACAUUCUCGUCACUCAAUAAAGUGACUACUGGAAGGACAGCCAGCACUGAUGACUAGCCAGCUUAAAACAAAACAGUAGUAUUAAAAAACACAUGAAAUUUGUUUUUCCUAUGACUGCUUGCAGGCAUAACUCAAGAGCAGCACUGGUUCCCUGCUUUCAGGAGGGCCACUUGCCUAAAACCUCACGUCCCCUCAUGCUGCGCUUUGAGGCGUGUGGAACACCAACGGGAGGCUUAUCCCUGCACACUGGCCGAGCACUGCCCGGUGGUGGGAAUCCUGUCCUGCUGCUCCAGGGAAGGGUUUCAAAAUAUGUCUCUAAAUCCUGAGAUUUGAGAUCCAAAUUCAACCCUUCCUUGGAUUUGCGUUCAACUCCUAUAAAUUGCCCUUGAAAGCAAAACCCAGCCUCCUGAACCCAGUAUUUCAGAGAGCAGGGACCGAUUACUGUCUCUGGGAUAAUAUUUGUUUUAAUCAGCUGGUGUGAUACACAUGGAAGUCAAACAAAACCAGUGGAGUUGUACAGCUGUGAAGAAAGUCAAGCUCUUACCCCUUACUGUGUUGCAAACCAAGUGACAGUCAUUCGGUCUGGGUCGCAUUGUACUGUCACAUGUACUGUCUCCCCGUGUGCUGGUGUAAGGGCGUGAAGCACGGUAAGCCUGUACCAUUUUAGAGUUGUAAAUGUGAAGCUGGCUGUACAAUGCUGCUACGAUAGCCACAUGUCAGUAGUGAAUGUAAAUGGAGUCUGUAAUAUGGUGAAAAUGGACACGUUUUCUUUUCAAAUGUGAUGUAAACUUUGUACAGUAAAUUUUUUUUUUAUAUUUUCUAUCAACUGAGUGUCUUCCAGAAUUGCUAUUAAAUUAAUUAAAAAUUGUUAGUAUUAAUAACAGUUUCUGUAUUAGUUUAUGCAAUCAGAAAAAAAAAAAGAAAAAGAAAAAGAAAAAGAAGUGCACUCUAUGCUAAUAAAAUUCUGGGUAUGUAGGAAUCUUUUCAGUGAAUAAAUCUUUGCUCUGGAUAAACCAAG